Bufo gargarizans (Asiatic toad) is the source of this 3560-nucleotide messenger RNA. RefSeq names its product hydroxysteroid dehydrogenase like 1 (gene HSDL1). The record is from RefSeq and is a predicted model, not a curated record. The coding region runs from base 107 to 1072 and encodes 321 amino acids. NCBI's taxonomy places the organism in Eukaryota, Metazoa, Chordata, Amphibia, Anura, Bufonidae. The transcript has 5 exons.
CGGAGUGCCAGGGAGGGACUGUGAAGCUGCCGGACACUGCCACCAAUGACAUCGCUAAGUGCGGAGUGCCAGGGAGGGACUGUGAAGCUGCCGGACACUGCCACCAAUGACAGCGCUGAGGGCGGAGUGUCAGGUCGGGUCCUCCAUGGCGGCAGUGGACAGCUUUCACCUCUUAUACAGAGAGGUGGCCAAGACUUGUCACAACCACUUGGAGUUUUUGGCUGUGGUUGGCGCCCUGUACACAGCCAGGAAAAGCCUCUGCAUCUUGUCUGACUGUUACCGUCUGCUCAGACUUCAUCUGACGCCGUGUCUGCUCCGCAGGAGAGACUUUGUCCAUGAGUAUGGAGAAUGGGCGGUUGUGACCGGUGCCACCAACAGCCUCGGCAAAGCAUAUGCAGAAGCGCUCGCCAAGCGUGGUAUGAAUGUCCUCCUGAUCUGCAGCAAGAGAGAGACCUUACACAGCGUUUCUGAGGCCAUCGCUGUAAUUUACGGAGUUAAUGCAAACUUUAUUGAUGUCGAUUUCAGCCGGGGCCCUGAGGUCUAUCCCUCCAUUAGGAGGGCACUGAGGGAUUUAGAUGUUGGGAUUCUAGUGAAUAAUGCUGCAGGGUUUGAUGAGCGUCCAGAAGGUGUCGUUGCGAUGCCAGAGGAUACAGUUUGGGAGAUCAUUCACGUCAACAUGGCUGCGGCUGUAAUGAUGGCUCACAUAGUGCUCCCGGGAAUGGUGGCGAGGAAGAGAGGCGCCAUCGUCAAUGUGAUAUCUGGCUCUGAUGGCAAAAGUGACGCCCAAACCGCUGCCUCCAAGGCCUAUCUAGAAACCUUCAGCAGAAAACUAGAUUCUGAGGUGUCGGCCAGUGGAAUAUUUGUGCAGUGCUUAACGCCUUUACAUGUAGGAGACGCACAUACAUCUCACAUGUUUGCUCCGUCUCCUGAUGUUUAUGCUCGCCAUGCUGUGAGAACAUUGGGGUUCUCCACCAGGACCACAGGAUACUGGGCUCAUUCAUUGCAGGUCCUCGCUUGUCGAUGGAUUCCCGGCUGGUUAUGUAGCUCAAUAGGAAGAUUUGCCCAACAGUGAUAAAUGGAUGUGAUGUUAUGACCAAGAUGAUAGACUUCACACUCGCUGUUGUGUCUCUGCUGUGGUGCCACCACUUGAAUAUGUUUCAAUUACCGGUUAUCUGAACUUAAGACUUAAAGGGUUAUUCCAUCUAAACAUUUAUGGCAUAUCCACAGGACAUGACGUAAAUGUCCAAUAGAUGCAAGUCUCUGUGUUUGUGCUUCUCUCUCCAUUCACUUAUAUGGGGUUACUGAAAAUAGUGUGUUUGGCUGAUUUCAGAAGUCCCAUAGAAGUGAAUGGAGAAAGCUGCUGCAGCCACCACUGCAGCCAGUUACUGGCCUCAGCUGUCUUGUGCUGUUCACCACUGAGGCCAGCAGCUGGCUGCAGCGGUAUAUGGGCUGUCACCACUGCAGCCCAGGAAAGUGGAUGGAGUAGCCGUGCUGGAUCUGAAGGUAAGGUAUUUAUUUAUUUUUUUUGACAGGCUUCCGCCACUUAACUAGAAUAAAAUAGGAACUCGGGGAAGACCUCUUUAAGCCUGUAUAUCAUAUAGAAACAAGUGUCUCUGAAAAGACAGAAAUGACACUCCUUAAUGGUCACUAUACUUUCACUAUGCAGACUUUGCAUAACUCAAUAAUCUAAACAAAUGUAAGAAAGCUUGUACACUGAGCGAUGAGACAAGUUGUCAUCUCACUGAAGGAAUAGGUUACUUGCUGCUCAUAGAAGUCUAUGGAGGAGGAGUGAGCUGCUGGAGGGAGACAUGCACACACAAUGCUGCUAGCUGUAGUAAGUUUUCUGUCUCGCCCCAGUGCUGGAUUCACAGCUUCACUGCUCAUCCAUUCUGCUUCUGAAGGUGUGCUACAGAGAGACUGGGGAACAGGCUCUUGUGUGUGCAGUGUAUGGCAGACAUCAUAGCAGCUAGACUCCACCCACUAUCUCAGCAAGAACAGACUAUUAAAGAUGUAGUCUGCAGGAGGUUAACGAUAAAUGCAGAAUACAAGUCAUAUAAUGAAAAGAUACAGUGUAGUUCCUCAUAUGCACACAAAUGAUGAGCUUAUUCUAAAAAGUCACCUGAACCGACAAAUACACUUAAAGGGGUUGUCCCCUCAGAGCUGAACCCAGACACACCCCAAUCAGCACUCAUUUACCAUGAAUGAGUGGAGCAUCAGAGCUUUUCACGCUCCGAUGCUCCCCCUUGCCCUGCACUAAAUCACGCAGGACAAGGGAAAUUUGGAGCUGGAGGCUUCUAGCUAGCAGUGAGCCCGGUGACGUCACCGGCACUAAUGUGCGGUCAUUAGCGCUGCCCUAUCCUGUUUUAAAAGGCUAGGGCAGCGCUAAAGCUUGGCCAUUAGAGUCAGUGACGUCUAGGGAAAUACUGCUAGGUGGAAGCCUCUGCCUAGCAGUGUCCAAUUGUAAACACACAGCCCUUGCCCUGCAGAUCGGGUUGUGUCCAGGUAUAGCUUUGAACCCGGACAACCCCUUUAAAUUUUUCCACAAGAUUUUAUAGUGACCUCCUGCACCAUCCAGAAGUUUACUAGGGAAGCGGCUGAGCAGGACAAAUGCUGCCUCCCUUUUUUUGGAUACUAUUUAAAAACAUUUGUGAAAAUUUAGACUUGUAAUUGGAUGAUUGUGAUGUUAACAAUGAUCUUGAAACACAGAAAACAGAUCAAAUGUUUCCUUGAGAUGGAUGUAAUGUCACAACUGUGCAGGCUUUAGUCUUGACGAUUCACAGACAGUGGCCAUGUACCCCUUUUACAGUGGAAAGGUGAGAGUAAGUAUUGCUUUUUUUUCUGUAGUCCUUUGUGGCUUUUUUUUAAUUUUAUAUAAAUGCACCUCCUUGGAAACCCCUUUAAAUGACCUGUUAGUGCUUCCACUCCGCGCCUUCGGGCCAUUUGACACUUUUAUCAAAAGGCCUGAUUAGAUUUUUGCUCUUGGCGGGCAGGUCGGUAACCCCUUGAUUCUGUAGGAACUCCCCAGGGAGAAAAAAAAACCUCCCAGGCUGUGAGUGCUGCGCUGCGAUUGGACAGCGCUACAGCCUGGGAGAAACGGGGCAGACUCCUCCCUGGUGUUCCGAUAGUAGCAAUUACCAUAAUGCACAGGAGAAGGUAACGGGGCCACAGCGGGCAAACGGAGCGGCACCCAGGGAUAAUAGUAAGUGCAGUGAGAUCCCUGGGCGCCGCUGUAUAUGUCCAGAUUAUCCAGUUACGGUAUCUUACAAUAUUUGGAGCCAUGAAAGGUCCUCUUUAAUUUGAUAGUCUACUGUCCACGGAUGGCUGGGAGGUAUCAUUGAAAUACACAUGCCUGCUCAGUGGUCAUCAGCUGUCUAAUAUGAAUGAAUUAAACAUUUUGCCUGUAGCGUGUUUAGCCAGAUAUGGGACAACUGCUGUUUCCACAGGUCACUAAGUAGCAGAGGCUGCACAUUAGUCACAUUUCUUAGUUUUCUUCCACCUACAGAUUGUGUAUUUUGUUCUUUGUAUGUAUAUUUUUACAAAUAAACUUAAAUAAUACAGCU